Acanthaster planci (crown-of-thorns starfish) is the source of this 2467-nucleotide messenger RNA. RefSeq names its product heparan sulfate glucosamine 3-O-sulfotransferase 1-like. Lineage: Eukaryota; Metazoa; Echinodermata; Asteroidea; Valvatida; Acanthasteridae. The record is from RefSeq and is a predicted model, not a curated record. Gene Ontology annotation, molecular function: [heparan sulfate]-glucosamine 3-sulfotransferase activity.
AUAAACAAUAAAAGAGGCCUUCAUGCUUCACUGGAUUCUUCGGCAGGCAUUAAAACGAAGCACAGGAAAUGAGAAAUGUUAUGGCUUCCGACACCACAUGGACUGUAAAGUCCACAGGUUAGUGGAUGUACAGCUGCAGCAGGGAGAAGGGAGAUGGAAUUACCUAUGCAGAUCCGUUCCAACAUAUUACGGGCUUUAGCCUUUUCUUAUCUGUUUUCCAUGGUUACUUUGUUGGUGUACUUGAUGUACUCCGCCACUGUCAAUCUCCCAAGCCUUCCGGAGGGCCACUCCAUUUACUGGUGGCGUGAUGCUUCCUACGGCCGCUACAUUUUACGACAUACGUGCAUUGACUCUGACGUGGUGUGUGACGAGUGUUGUUAUUGUUACACCCCAGCGUCUCAUAUCCUUGCUGACUUUGGUGAGUUAAGCCAGGCUUCGUUGACUCAAAGACGCUGUGAAAAGAGACUCCCUCAAGCUAUCAUCAUAGGUGCAAUGAAGUCAGGGACGUACGCUUUGAGAACUUACCUAAGUUAUCAUCCACAUGUAGCCAUGGCUUAUGACGAACCCUGGUUCUGGAACAAACCCGAGGAGUUUGAUCAAGGAUUGGAGCGAUACCGUAGAUUGAUGCACUACAGUACUCCGGGUCAGGUGACCAUGGAGAAAACACCUGAUUAUUACCACGCUGUAGGUGUUCCAGAGAACAUUGCUAAACAUCUGCCUGACGCAAAGAUCCUAAUGAUCAUGAAGGAUCCGGUAAAGCGAGCUAUCUCCCAUUACAACUUCGAAAGACUCAGGAGCGAAGACUCUGAAUUCCCUGCUACGUUUGAGCAGGCUGUUUUGACGGCUGACGGGCGCAUUGAUGAACACUCCAAAUAUAUUUCCUGGUCCGGUUACUCUACGUUUGUUCGACUUUGGCUGCGACACUUUCCACCACAGCAAUUCCUGGCCAUCGACGGCGAUCCGUUUAUCCGCAAUCCGCUGCCUCAACUACAGCGCAUCGAAAAGUUCCUAGGCAUCCGGCCCUUUUUUAGCGAGGACAUUUUCACCAAAAACACCACCAGUGGCUUCUGGUGUUUAACUAAGCCAAUCGUUUCUUGUGUCCCGCAGAGUCGACCACACCCACCUCACCCAAAAGUAAGUGACUCUGUGCUGACGAAUUUAUAUCAGUACUUUAGACCGCUCAAUAAACAACUUGCCAACCUUCUGAAAGAACCCUCGUUUGAGUGGUGUUCUUAUUAAAUAUAAUUUGCGUGUACAUUCUUGAAGGUGUACAGGUCAUUGCUGUACAUGUGUUCAGAGAAAUCGGUUGUCGUGUUCUUUAGUCAGACCAAGUAAUCCGUUUUGUUUAGGACAUGACUUAACUUUGUGGCCGUGGGAGAGGUCACCAGUGACUUGAUGUUAGGCGUUAUAAUAGGGAUGAGUCUUAAUCAGCGGUUUCCCCAAUUCGAAAUGAGCUGAUUUCACAUUCCAAUAACUGAAUAGACAGGAUUCCAAAAUAAAUUAGACGGACACAUCACUUUUAAGUUAAGCAUUUUAGUAGUCGGAUACACACUUAAGGGUAGAUCGCUUGUUGGUUGUGCUGACAUUGUUAAAUUUGCUUCAUUUUCUUUGAUAAGAAAUUUUAUUGCACAUUCCUGUGAACUAAGGAUCCUUAAAAGUUACUUUUGAUAUGACACUCUGAUGCAUUUUAAUUAUUAUUUUUGCAAGUUUGGUUCUUAUGUUAGGCCCGUUUCAGACGUCGCCCUUCUGCCGUGUCGAUCUUAAGAUCGGUUGGUGUUAGUUCAUGAAAACGAAAAUGUCUCCAUUCCCUUUAAAUGCGCACAAAUUGGAUCAGCUCGCGCACCACUGAGUGCCAGUUCGUGGUGUACCCGACGUAGUAGAGCGUCGUACGUGUUUCUGCACCUCUUGUAGUUGUGUAAUACGUGUACUUUAUGGUUUUAUGGGCAGUUGUUUAUUUACUUAUUUUAGAAGUUCUUAACCAUAAACAACACUGUAGCUGGAAAAGGAAUAAACAGUAAACAAAAAGAAAAAAUAGUUGCAAUGUCUAUCAAUGAGUCAAUGGAAUGUUUUGGUGUAGAAAAAAAUUAAUCUAGAAAUUCUACGUAGAAUUCUCGCAUUUAUACACCAUCUAUAUGGCACUGAGGACUUCGUCAGUUUGGGUGUACCAGAUUUUGAACUGGACGACUGAAAGAAUGGCUAAAAAUUUUCGUUUAAGAUUAAGAUCAUUCAUUAGUGGGGCUGGAUGGUAUUCUGACAGCACACGUCUAACAAUUAUGACGUCAAUUGGGAACAGCAACACGAGCGGGAGAGGUCUAAAGCUUAAUAUCUUACUUUUUGUUGUAUUUUCCCCACUAAUUCCAUUAAAGGGGUGUGUUCGAUUAGCUUACACGGACAACCAUGACCUAAGAAUGACUUUGUGCGCUAUGUCAAACAAUCACGAUAGCUUAUCGAAAUAUGGAGGGGAAAA